Nicotiana tabacum (common tobacco) is the source of this 489-nucleotide messenger RNA. The record is from RefSeq and is a predicted model, not a curated record. NCBI's taxonomy places the organism in Eukaryota, Viridiplantae, Streptophyta, Magnoliopsida, Solanales, Solanaceae.
AUGGUUCUGCUAACACCACCACGAACUCCGGGCCGGGCCACGGCUACGGCGAUAGCGGGCUCGUCGAAGCGGCUUAUGGUGAACUUUAUUGGUUCGAUGUCUUUGUUAGCUUUGUGGUUGAAAAAAGCUAGCCGAGGAAUUAAAACCCAAAAACUCGGGGGCGAUUCGCCUAAAUCGCCGUUGGAUAAGCCAAAGAAGUUCUUCGCGACGAUUAGUAACAAGGCAAUUAAUUUGAGGCACAAGAAAAAAGCGGAAGGGGAGCUGGUUGAUGAGGAUUUUGGAGAUGGAGGAUUGUGGCAGAGAGGUAUUUUGAUGGGUGAUAAAUGUCAGCCGUUGGAUUUCUCCGGCGUGAUUUAUUAUGAUAGCAACGGGAAUCGUUUGCCGGAGGUGCCGAUGAAAUCGCCGAGGGCAAGUCCGUUGCCGAGUUAUCUUUACGCUUCGCCAAGGAAAUAUGGGCACCCUGGAACUGAAAGAUGUGGUGAUAUAUGA